AUGAACGCACCCCCGCCAGACUUUACAGAUGCUGAAGUCCAGAAGGAAUUCAUCGGCCUUCUGGAGCCGGACUUUCAUGGCUUACUGCAGAGGAAGGAGGUCUCUGCAGUGACUCAGGCUAGAUUGGCAUACGCCAACUGUAAGAGCCUGAGCCGGUUCAACUCAGUUGCGGAUAGCAGGGUGCAGCUGAGGACCUUUGCGCAACAGACAGUGCAGCUGGAUCCGGCUGCCGACGUGAUGGAGGUGGCGGCAUUGGUUGACGCUUGGGAGGCAGCCAAGGUCAGAAUGGAAGUGAGGCAUAAGGCUGAGGCAGAGGCGUCCAGCUCCUCUCUGCCUAUCUCACUUCCAAAGGUGGAGGUUCAAGACUUGGUCAAGAAGUUCGAAGCAGCCUUUUACAAGUUGGAUGACAAGUUGACUCCAGCGGCAUCAACACUGGAGUUGCUGUUUGACCAAGUGGAGAACGGUGAGCUGAAGACCAUGUAUCUCCAGCAGUUCUUGUCCAGGGAGGACGCAGAGGUGGAACCUGUGGGAUGCAUGCUGGACAAGUCAGGUGUUCUCAAGAUCAAGAAGGGCUACGGAGAGACCAAGGAGCCCACCUCUCCGGAGGAACUGCGCCACCGUCUUAGGGUGGUGGCACACGCCUUCUUGAUGUGUGGGCUGAAGUAUCCACAGCGGACCAUCUUUGCCGACUUGGUGCCGCAGGACUUCCUCAACUACGUGGACUACCUGCUCAGCGACCAGGUUAUGGGUCUCAAAGCAGAGGAUGAGGACGGCAACCAGAUAAGCUCACCGAGCCUGAAGCUGGUGCUGUCCUACGAGCAUCAGGUGCGCAAGGAGAUGGUCAAGAAGAUCAAUGGUGGGACCAAAGUCCACGACGCCCUGCUGGCAGCCAGAAAGGACGUCAACAUCAAGGAGCGCUACUUCCUGACCCCUGCAGCCAUGAACGCGCUGACGGCUCACAAGAAGGAUCGUUCUCGAUCUCCUAGGGCAGACAGGCGUUCCGGCGACAAGGGCUGGAAUCCCAGCCGCAACAAGGGGAAAGGAAAAGGAGAGAUGCCGCUUCAAGUGCGGGCGGGUACAUGUGUGCCAAAGGUGCCUCUCUUCGGAGCAUCCACUCCACAUGUCAUGUGCAAGCAGACCAAGAAGGACACGGCCGGAGAGCAAGAGGGAAAGAGUCGAGAGACAUCUUUCGCAGUGAUGGUGCAGAAGAUCGCGCAGAAGCAUGGGUUGCGGGUCCAGGUCACGGAGGUCGACAUCAUGAAUGACAGCAAGCACGACCUCGCGAAGCAAGCAGUGAAAGCUGGCUGGAUGCAACAAAUCCAGUCAGGAAUUUAUGAUGUGGUGCUGGUCACUCCUCCUUGCUCCACCUUCACCAGAGCAAGGUGCGCCAACAAGCGGGGGCCGCCCCCAAUUAGGUCCAAGCAGCACCCAAAGGGGUUUCCCUGGCUGAGGGAGGAGUUGAGAAAACAAGCCGAGUUGGGGAAUCGGCUCAUGGAAGUCAUGGAGGAGUGCUGCAGAGCUGCAGCACAAGCCAAACAGUUGGUCCGGAAGCUCGUCCUGCUCUUCUCAGAGCACCCGGAAGAUCUCGGGCGAGUGUACAGGGAAGAGGACAAUUUGCAACUCGACCCUGCUUCGAUUUGGCAGUCGGAAAGUGUGCGAAGCUUGCUGCAGUUAGAUUUAGGCACAUCGGCUUACCCUGCUCAGAUGGAUGAAUCUCUGGCUCAAGCAGUGGUACUGGCUCUGAAAUCUAUGCUGUCUUCUCCUUCGGAAGGGGGCCGGCAAGAAAGCAUAGAUGGUAGCAAGAGGGGACCUGAAGCGAAAAUGGCUUCAGGGCGGGACCCAGGGGUGGUGGAAAACCCUGGGAAGAAAGCCAAAACGGCGGGUAAGGACUCAGGGGUAUCAGAAGCCUCUGAGGGCAGGGUUUCACUUGAUGGCUCAAGGGCAAUAAAGGCCCCUGAGGAUGCAGUUUCACAUAAGGCUGGGAGCUCGGGGGUUUUGGUAACCCUCGAGGAAUCGGUUUCACGAGAGGUUUCAAGCUCAGGUGCAGGUCGGGCACCUGGGGUAUCGGAGAAGGUUCUUCCCAAGGACGGAGGGCCAGGGAAGGAGUCAACCGGGGAGCUAGGGACGGUUGACAUGGAUUGGAUGGGGAGACGUCCUUUGCUCGCCUAUUACAAGGGGAAGCACAGGAUGGUGCAUGAUGGAGGGGGAUUGUGCUCCCCCGGGAGGUGGCCAGUGAAGUGUCGGAAGGCACCAGCAGGCGAAACAGCACUGGCGAUAAGCUCGGUAUUUCGGAGGGAAUUCUUGAAAUGGCUGCUGACUACAGGGGACGGUGGCAAAGGCGUCUUCUGGAAGCUCGCAGGGGGUCGAGCGGUGGAAUCUCCUUUCAAGAGUCAUUUGGGGGGAGCGAGAGCGGCCAUUGAUAGGGAGUUGAUGAAGCACGGGGAGGACCCAGCGCGUAGAGGUGGGGAUAGGACCUCUGAGAUCAACUUCAGGAGGCUCAGAAGCAUCGGCAGGGCACUAGGUGACGAGGAUUGCGAGUUCCUGGAGGAGAUCGCGGCAGACGGUGUCUCGCUGGGGGUCGACGAGGAGAUGCCUCGAGUGCCCGGCGUUUUCGAGGAGAAGCUCAAAUGGGCGCGAGAGUUUACAGAGGAAGACCUGAGACAGGUCUGGGCGGAAAAUUACUCCUCAGCAGAGGAGUGCAAAGAAGAUAUUUGGAGGCAGGUGGAUGAGGAGGUCGCCUCCGGGACAAUAAUGAGGUUGUCAGAAGAGGAGGCGAAAGAAAAGUUUGGGGAGCGGCUGGCGGUGGCCGCGCUUGGAGCCGUGCCCAAGGAGCUCAACUCGGACAGGGUUAGGCUGAUACAUGACGGCUCAUACUCCGUCGAUGUGAACCGGAGGAUCAAAGUGCGUGACCGGAUGCGGUUUCCGCUGAUCGACGACGCGUCGGCCGUGCUGCUGGAAGCCGAAGAAGUUGAGAAAGACUGGGGAUUGCAAGCCUUCAGGCUGCCUGGAGAGAGAAGAAAAGACGGGGUCUAUGUGCACACCAGAGGUACGUUUGGGAUCGCCUCGGCAGCCUACCACUGGCAAAGGGUGGCCGCGGUAGCAGUGAGGUCCGCUCACCGGCUCUGCGGAAGAGAUCUGGGGCUUUUGCACCUCCUCUUCGCGGACGAUGGGUGGAUGGUUAGCGUGGGGAAAUAUUAUUGGAAGCCCAUGCUCUUCUGGUUGUUCGUGCUGGAGAUGAUGGAGAUACCUUUGAGCUGGGCAAAGGUAAAUGGUGGCACGAAGGUGCAAUGGAUCGGUUAUGAUUUGGACGUGGAACGAUUCGAAAAGGGUAUCUCCCCGAGGAAGGUGAAAUGGGUGGCGGAUUGGAUCACCACCCAUCUGGAGUCGGGGGGAGUGAUGGGGAGAAAUCUGAGAUCAGCGCUAGGCAGGCUGGUCUUUGUGGCGGGUGCGCUGCAUCACGUCAGGCCAUUCCUUGGGCCGAUAUUCGCGUGGUCAGCCGUGCUCAGAGGCGGUGUGUACGCGAAGAUGCCUGAGGCGGUUAGUCUCCUCCUCACCUAUGUCAAGAAGCAGAUAGAAGGAGAUCCCAUGGUCAAGGUGAGAGCAGUGGAAAGACAGGCCAUAGAGGCUUUCCGAAUCGACGCCAAGGCUGAGGGAGAAAAGGUGGUCAUCGGUGGCUGGGAGUCGCUUGGAAGCUCCGACACCUCCGAGGCGAGGUGGUUUUCCAUAGAGUUGGACAGAAGGUCGGCACCUUGGGCCUUCGUGAAGGGCGAGCCGUUUAGAGCUAUUGCUGCACUGGAGCUCACCGCGGUGUUGGUGGCCGUCAAGCUGUUUUGCGUAGGCGAGUUAUGGAAGGGCAGGCGUGCGAUCCUGAAACUGACCGCCUUCACGGACAAUGUUUCCAACACCUACGUCCUGAAGAAGUUCCUGACCUCCAAAUUCCCUUUGUCAGUAAUUCUUCUGGAAUUAGCAACCCAGCUGAAGUCAGCUGGGCUGGAAUUGGAUCUGGGAUGGGUGCCCAGGGAUCAAAACACCCCGGCGGACAGCCUGACGAAUGGUAUCUUCGACGGUUUCUCAGGGUCGAAGAGGAUCCAGGUCGACUUCAAGGACCUCAAGUGGCUAGUGUUGGACGAGCUCAUGGCCAAAGCCGGAGAACUGGACUCCGAGGUCAAGCUCGCCAAAACCUCGAAAGAGGUAAAAGACUUUAGCGGAAAAGACACUAAAGUCAAAAGAGGUCACAAACUGCUCUUCGUGGUUAGCAUCGAGAGUACUGAACUUCAAAAUGUAAGGUGCCUUGGGCGCUUGAUGGCCAACCGUUCUCAUGAGUACGAGAAGCUCAAGGGCGAGGAUUUCGAUUUGGACGGUGUGCGGGAAUCCCUCAACGAUUUCCUGGAUGAGGAUGAUGAAGACGGACAUCAUCCGGCACCAUACAACAGUGCUGCCCUCGACAAGAAACAGGAGGAGGCUCGCGUUGUCGCAGGCGCAGCGGCCUCCGCCGCACGGGAUCAGGCUGUUCCGCGCCUGGCUCCUCCCGGCGGUGCAGUGCACAUGGCCAGCACAGAUGAGGACCUGUUGUGA
Cladocopium goreaui is the source of this 4575-nucleotide messenger RNA. The record is from the annotation of a GenBank genome assembly. Lineage: Eukaryota; Dinophyceae; Suessiales; Symbiodiniaceae.